Molecule: messenger RNA, 747 nt
Organism: Acanthaster planci (crown-of-thorns starfish)
Lineage: Eukaryota; Metazoa; Echinodermata; Asteroidea; Valvatida; Acanthasteridae
Product: histone H2A
Cellular component (GO): nucleosome
Molecular function (GO): DNA binding; protein heterodimerization activity; structural constituent of chromatin
Source: RefSeq, a predicted model, not a curated record
UGGCUACUUGUUGCACACGGCACUAAAACGUCUGCGCUGUUGACCCGCCCAAGAGUGUUUGCGGACGUUGUAUAAGCUAUCUGAUUUCCCAACAGGCGGAUCAAUAUUCCUGUUCGGUAUUUCAUUGGCUGUACGAAAUCCGCCGAGAACAUAUAAAUAGCGAUAAGUGAAAUGUUGGUAAAUUUUCAAAUUCUUUGAAUAUACACCGAAAAGGUAGUAAACUAUCAACAUCAUCAUGUCUGGACGUGGUAAGGGAGGAAAACAACGCGCCAAGGCCAAGAGCCGAUCCGCAAGAGCUGGUCUGCAGUUCCCCGUGGGCCGCGUUCACCGCUUCCUGCGCAAAGGCAACUAUGCCGAGCGUGUGGGUGCCGGUGCCCCUGUCUACUUGGCGGCUGUCAUGGAGUACCUGGCCGCUGAGAUCCUGGAGUUGGCCGGCAACGCUGCCCGCGACAACAAGAAGACGAGAAUCAACCCCCGUCACUUGCAGCUGGCCAUCCGCAACGACGAAGAGCUGAACAAGCUUCUCAGCGGCGUGACCAUCGCCCAGGGUGGUGUACUUCCAAACAUUCAGGCUGUUCUGCUGCCCAAGAAAACCAGCAAGCCUGCCAAGUAAACGGCGUCUUGCGCCAUUAUGAACCACAUCGGCUCUUUUCAGAGCCACCACAAUUUCAAAAAAGAGAUGGUUUUCACUGUCUGCAUGUGUUGCAUAUGCACGUUGCAUUUUGGAUUUUUUCGCUUAGGUUUUGU